CGUGCGUUGUAUUCACUUUAACAGGUGCACCAUCACCACCACCUCUCCUUCUUUUCCUCAACUCGUUAACUGCACUCUCUUCGUUUUUUCGCGUCUCCCUAUUUCCUCUCACUCUUCGCCUCGACUUUUUUAUCCCUCUCUCCGCCGGUGCUUCCAAAAUCCCUCAAAAACCCCAUCCUUUGAUCCGUCCUCGCGAUUUCCACCGUCGAUUAUAUUGAACCUAUUCAAAUCUCGAGGAUGGUUGACCAGCUCACUGUUAUGAAGGAAUCUAGCGUGCCCAAAUUAAUCCUCUUCUGUUACAACUGAUCAGCCAACUUCUGGGUUAAACUACAUUAUAAGAAAAUGGAUCGUUGUGAUACAUCUGGAUUCGUUAGUGGAGGUGGGAUGAUCCCUUUCAGAGACAUCAAACCCUAGUUCUGUAGCUAAAUUUUUUCAACACUUAACCUAGUUUUGUAGUUUAUUUUAGUGACCCCAGAAGUCAGGUGCACUGUUCAUUAAGAUUGGUAUUAGGUUUGGAAAUCACUCUAGGUUUAGCCAUUACUUCAUGGAUAACAGGAUCCGGAACCUGGGUUUCGCCGCUGAUUACCCUUCAAAUGCAUUCAAGAUUUUGGGCAGUUCGUCGUCUGUUGGAGCAGCUGGCACCAAAUACAGUGCUGAUACUGUCUUGCGCCUUGACUCCCCAGGAUCUUCAGUCCCAUAUGGCUUUUCUUCGAAGGGAACUAAGCGGAAGUGGAAUUUGAUUAAUGGAUCCAUGGGCCAAAAUGUUGGUUCUUCACUAUCUCUUGGGCUUGGCCGCUCCUCAAGCUCUUCAGAUAGCAAGGGGAGUUCAGCAACUGCUUGCACAUCAAUGUCUUCUGCCAUAGAAACUGAUGAAGAGUCCUCGAUGGAUCUUGACUUCUCUCUCCAUCUUGGCAAUGAGAAGAUGUUGAGCCCAAAGAAGCCUGCUCGUUCAUAUCUCAAGGGAAUGGAGCCCAAGGUUGACUUGGAGUUGGGUCUCUCCACUGGUCCUUCUGAAUCUGAUGUUACGAGCAUCCAUCCACCCUCAAGUUCACUUGAAUUUGGCUUUGAUAUGCCAUUGGCUAUGGGUGGAGCAUCAAAUGUGAAUGAAGGAUCGACAUCAUGUAGUUGGAAAUCAAGGAUUACAUUGCUUCCAUCGCAGAUUUCCUCCAACAAAGAAGCUAGCUUCUUCUUCAACCAGAUUCCAAGUACUAGGGAUCCUACUCCCAGUUUUCCAGACCACUCAUCUAGUGUGAUAACAACACCAAAAAGUUCAGUCACCUGUACUUCUGGGAUAAGUCAGCAGCAACAGCCAUAUCAACGCGGCACUAGUUUAAAGUUAUGUCAGGUUGAGGGUUGUGGAAAGGGUGCCAGAGGUGCUUCUGGCCGCUGUAUUUCACAUGGCGGAGGCCGAAGGUGUCGGAAAGCUGGUUGUCUCAAGGGAGCUGAAGGCCGAACAGUGUACUGCAAGGCCCAUGGGGGUGGUCGCCGCUGUGAAUUCCUUGGUUGCACAAAAAGUGCAGAAGGUCGCACAGAUUUUUGUAUUGCGCAUGGUGGUGGCCGGAGAUGCAGUCAUGAGGGCUGCACUCGAGCUGCCAGGGGGAAAUCUGGUCUGUGCAUCCGACAUGGUGGUGGUAAGAGGUGCCAGAAAGAAAAUUGCACGAAGAGUGCAGAAGGCCUCUCUGGUCUUUGCAUUUCGCAUGGAGGUGGUCGUCGAUGCCAAUUCUUAGGAUGCACCAAAGGAGCACAAGGGAGCACUAUGUUCUGCAAGGCACACGGUGGGGGAAAACGCUGCACUGCUCCAGGAUGCAGCAAGGGCGCUGAAGGGAGCACACCUUUUUGCAAAGGCCAUGGAGGAGGGAAAAGAUGUGCCUUCCAAGGUGGUGGGGUUUGUACUAAGAGUGUACAUGGAGGGACCAACUUCUGUGUGGCACAUGGAGGUGGAAAGAGGUGUGCUGUACCUGAGUGCACAAAAAGUGCUAGAGGACGGACACAUUUUUGUGUCCGCCAUGGUGGUGGAAAAAGGUGCAAGUUUGAAGGAUGUGGCAAAAGUGCACAAGGCAGCACCGAUUACUGCAAGGCACAUGGUGGAGGAAAGAGAUGCUCUUGGGGUCAUCCUGGAUCGGAAUAUGGUAAUCAACCUACUGGUCCUUGUAACUCGUUCGCUAGGGGUAAGACAGGUCUCUGUGCACUUCACAGUGGCUUGGUGCUGGACAAGAGGGUUCAUGGUGGUGUCACCUUGGGACCUUUGGUCCAGGACCCCAAGAUUAGCCAGUCUGAGAAGAUGAAAGAAGUUGUCACUGCAGAGGACAUGACCAUUGAUAUUGUGAAGAUGGGUACUAGUGCAGCGGCUUCAACAGGCAGAACUACUACUGAUUUGAAACAUUUUGGAGACUCAAGCACUCCUACAUCUGUCAGAGAAGCAGGUCUCUCAUCAAUUCCGGUUUUUGUAUCAGAAGGCAGGGUGCGUGGUGGCAGUUUGAUGGCAAUGAUUACUGGUGGUUUUGGUGUUGGCUCAAGCAGCAACCAAGUUGUAGCUGGAGAUCCAUCAGAGCCUAAAAAAUCAUAUGUGAUUCAUCAGAACUGGAUGUAAGAUUACUUCUUUCCUUUGUGUUUGAUUUGUUCUUAGCAAUUGAAACACUUUUUAGCUGUUUGGGCCCUUCACAUUUAUUUGGUUUAGUCUGUUGGUGUUUAGAAUUUGUUCUCGUUCAUUUGUCCAAAUGGAGAGAACAUGUAAGAUCCUCGACACCUUUGUGUGGGAAAACCAAGUAGGUUUAGUCAGCAUCAAGUCAGGUCUGGUGUUAUUUCUUGUAAAUAUUUGCAUCUUUUCAGCAGGUUGUGGUGUACACAGGUUGUAGCCUGUAAGGUCGGUUAGUUUGCCAAACAUUCUGGUGAUAAUAAAUCCUUUAAGCAGAGUCAUGUCACUGCUUCUGUGUU
Molecule: messenger RNA, 2934 nt
Organism: Populus nigra (black poplar)
Lineage: Eukaryota; Viridiplantae; Streptophyta; Magnoliopsida; Malpighiales; Salicaceae
Exons: 2
Coding region: 545-2590 (681 amino acids)
Source: RefSeq, a predicted model, not a curated record